Molecule: messenger RNA, 2234 nt
Organism: Corticium candelabrum
Lineage: Eukaryota; Metazoa; Porifera; Homoscleromorpha; Homosclerophorida; Plakinidae
Product: GA-binding protein subunit beta-1-like
Exons: 12
Coding region: 106-1974 (622 amino acids)
Biological process (GO): protein phosphorylation
Molecular function (GO): protein serine/threonine kinase activity; protein binding; ATP binding
Source: RefSeq, a predicted model, not a curated record
CGCAUGCGUAGUGUUUGGGGGCCCGCUCUACUACGAGUUUGAACUUACUGUACUGUAAUCGGUUGGAAUAGAGAAUUUCUUAAAUGAGUGAAACACACAUCAGGCAUGGAUAGGACAUUAGAGAAGGCUGUGAGGGACAACAAAGUUGAUAAGGUGAAAAGUCUUCUGAAAUCAGGGUCAUCGCCUGAUGCGUGUGGUAGUAAUGGACGUCCUGUACUUGUGAUAGCUUGUGAGAACGGCUUCAAUUCCAUUGCACAAAUUCUAUUACAGAAAGGAGCAAAUGUUAACAACGCAACUCUUGGUGGUUGGACUGCUUUAAUGUUUGCAGCAUCUCAUGGUUAUGAUUCACUAAUUGUUAUGUUAUUAUCAGCUAAUGCUGAUGGUAAUCAGAAGAAUAAGGAUGAAUGGACGGCAUUGCAUUUUGCUGCUUUCAACAAUCACUCCGAAAUUGUUCGUAUUUUGUUAGAGAAUGGAUGUGAUAUGAAUGUAGAAGACAAUAUGGGAGAUACUGCACUGCAAUGGGCCGAGAGAGAGAAUAGCAAAGAUGCUGCAGAUGCAAUCAAGUCAUUUGCUAUGGGAGAUACUGCACUGCAAUGGGCCGAGAGAGAGAAUAGCAAAGAUGCUGCAGAUGCAAUCAAGUCAUUUGCUGUGAGAUCACAAAAUUCAAGUCUAUUGUCUUUAUCGGAUAGCAUUCGUACAAGCUCUGUAGCAACAGCAGCAAAUGUUCGUGUCUCUCAACCAGGGACACAAAGAAUGAGGACCACUACACCUACACAACAACCUCCAAGACAAGUGGCUGGAAAAGGAGAUGAACAGUUAGUAGAGCAGCUGAUGCAACAGAUAGAGCAAGUGAGAAAUGAAGGUUCAGCAAAAGAUAGAGAAAUUGCUGAAUUAAAGACAACAUUGAGAGAUGAGAGACUGCAAAGACAAGAUGCAGUUGGUGAAGAGAGAAGAGAGAAAGAAGAGUUACAACAAGAGCUACAACGAUUACAACGAGAAAAUGAAAAUCUUCAGCGACUACUAAACGAAGAGCAAAGAGAAAAAGCCACCAUUGAUGAGCUGCUGUCAGAUGCUGAAAGCGCAAUUGAACGAUACGAGCAAGCAGCAAGAACCGAAGUUCUCAAUAUUCCUUCACAUGACAUUCAGUUGACAGGCACAGAGCUAGGACGUGGAUCCUAUGGAGUUGUUUGUGUUGGAUAUUGGCGUGACUGUCCUGUUGCCGUCAAACUGUUGUAUGAUCAUUUGACUGCUGUUCAACGCAACAUUCAACUUGUGCAACAAGAAGCAUCUGUAGCAUGGAAGAUGCAUCAUCCAAACAUUGCUGCUGUUUGUGGUGUCACUCUGGAGUUAGAAGAGAAGAAGGCAUGGAUUAUCAUGGAAUUACAUAGCGGCUCCAUGUCUGGUGUGAUUGAUGCAUGUCAAGGAGAUGUUGCACCUCUCACUUUACGUGAAAAAGUCGACAUGGCACAUGAUUCUUUGUGUGGACUGGAUUACAUUCACUCGAUGAAACCUAAGGAGAUUCUGCACGGUGAUAUCUGUCCAAGGAACAUCCUGCUUACAGCAACGAUGAGAGCCAAACUGGGUGAUCUAGGAGCUGCUCGUUUUGAAGAUGCUUCACUUUCCGUUGGUCUGCUCAGUCCACAAUACACACCUCCGGAGAGAUUUGAUUUUCCAACUUUACCAAAAAGCAGCAAAACCGACGUGUACAGUAUGGGGGUGACCCUAUGCGAGCUCUUCACUGCUGUUCCUCCAGAUCGUCAAAAAAGGAUAGAUCAAGUCUUACUCAUCCGUCAGAGAAAUGUUCGGGCUUUAUGCAAACACCUGAUGAGAGAUGAUCUUGCCACACGACCAACAGCAACAGAAGCCCGUCAUAUUAUUAGUCGUAUUCGUGAUACAGACGAGUAUAAAGCAUGUCCUCCUAAACGAAUGGUAAAGGGCAAGAUGGAUGGAAUAGCUGAUGUCACUCUCGUUUAGUCCAUUUGGUGAAGUUGACAUUUGAUUGAAGCAUGUGUUUGUUACUUGACACCUUUUAUAUGUUGUUACAACGUAUUCACCUAGCAAUAGCAAUAUCUUUAGCUUCUUGCAUUUUGUUAUUUUAUUGGUCAGACAUCAUCAAACUUAUUAGCAUAUGUUUUACAAUGUGAGCUGUGACGUAUAUGUACCACUUUGUCACGUGACAUAAAAAUUGCUUCAGCAUUUGCACAUUGUAUUGUAAACAAUUCCAAUAUCAACUA